UGUUCAACACGGAUAUUAAGUUGAACCUGGGAAAGAAACACAACACUACACGACAGCUGAAAAAGAAGAUGGCGGCGACGAUUCAUCGACCAAGCGUGAAGAUUGGUGCGGGAGCAGUAGUCUGCGUUGAGGCAGAGAUUCGUGGAGAUGUAACUAUAGGUGCCCGGACUGUUGUGCAUCCAAAAGCCAGGAUUAUUGCAGAGGGUGGUCCCAUUGUGAUUGGAGAGAGCAAUUUGAUUGAAGAACAGGUGGUCAUCAUCAACAGACAGUCCGAUGCAUCUCCAACCAAAGAAGGAGGUCAGAAGAUGGUGAUUGGAGCUAACAAUGUGUUUGAGGUUGGCUGCCGUUGCGAAGCACUUCGCGUUGGGGACAACAAUGUGAUCGAGGCGAAAGCUGUUGUUGGGCGUGAGAUAGAGCUAAGCAGUGGAUGUGUCAUAGGCGCCUUCUGUCCAGUCACCAGUAACGAGACCUUGCCGGAGAACACGGUCAUCUAUGGUGAGAAGUGUGUCCGAAGGGUACAAGCUGAGCGGCCACAGGCUCAGACGCUCCAACUCGAUUUCCUGAUGAAAAUCUUGCCAAACUACCACCAUCUUAAGAAAUCGACUCGACCAAAGAAUCCGGAGAAGUGAAAAGCCAAAAGAAUAAGAGAUCGUUGAGGAGUGUCGGGAGUACAGAAAGAGAGAUUUAAAGGUGGACCACUCUUUGAAAACUUCCGUUCAUGUUAUUUAUUUCGUUUGGAGUUCCUUUUGAAUUUUAUUUUUUUCUUGCAUUUUCGCUUUUUCGUACGGAAAUGUUGGUCAUUUUUUUUCGCAGUGCAUUAUGGACAAGUUUACUUCUCUUUUGUCGCCAUAAACUGUUUUGAAAGCUGAGGAAAAGUGAAACGAUCCACUAUGUGUGGAUGAAAUGAUCCACCACGCGUGGAUGUAAGAUCCACUACGUGUGGAUGAAAAGAUCCACUACGAGUGGAUGAAUUAAUCCACUCUGCGUCGAUCAAUGUCUUGAUUGAAGUACCAUCAAAUGCUUGAGGGCCGAGGACAUUUGUUUAGAAUCCACUCUGUGCUGAUGAACGCAUUGAUAAUGCACAGUAUUAUACUUUGUGGAUUAAUCCACUGUAUGCUGAUCAACUUGCACAUCAACGAGAUCUAGUAAAUGGUUAAUUAGCUGCUUGAAUUGCUGAAGACGUGUGUUUAAAUCCACUUUGUUCAGAUCGACAUGCCGAUUAGUGAGGACGAACUGAUUACCGCGUUGAUAAUGCACGAUAAAUACUUGACAUUUGUGGACUAAUCCAUAGUAUGCAGAUCAACACGAUUAUCAACGCGCUCACAAACUAAAAACAGGCACCAAAAUGAGAGCGGAGAAAGUAUGUGUAGAAUCCACAUUGUGCUGAUCAACAUGCUGCUGAGUAACCAACAAUCUGAUCUACGCGUUGAUAAUGCACUAUAAAUACUUGACUUACGUUGUGGAUUAAUCCACUGUGUGCUGAUUGACACGAUUAUUGCUAUAAAUGCUUGUAGCUGUUUACAUGUAGACCUGUUAAGGCUGUCACCGUGUCUUGUUUCAAGAAGACAUGUUAAAGAUAAAUAUGGAGUUAGUCAAUGUAUCAUAAGCACCAGACUGUUAAACAGCAAAGAUGUACGGCAUGUAGUUUCUUUUAACGAUGGUAAACAAAAUUGUGCAAUUAACCCAGAUUUGGGCCUCAUUCUGCUUGUGCUAAAAAUAUCUUUGGUGCAUUAAUUAUGAGGGAACCUUUUUUUUUUUCUUCUUAAGUAGAGUGGUUUUCCUGCAAGUUGCAGUGGAUCCAUGAUGAUCAUGAUGAACUUUCUUUUAAAUGUAGACAAAUUCAUUCAGCAAAUUGUUUUUUGUGUUCCCCUUGAAGCCAGCAUCAUUACAGUUAGGCGGGGGGACAUUUUACGCAGCAGACCCCCCAAAAAAAUUCUCCCGUUGAUAUGUAAAGAAAAAUUUAUGUAAUUGAAAUGGGUUAAUAUGUAAAAUACCUUGUCGAACAAUUGUGAGUUUUGGAAGGAAAUGCUUGGUUUUCGCAUGGGUUGUCACUAAUUUUAAGGGUCAAGUGGGACUGAAAUAAUUAUUUUGGAAUUAGACAAUUAGAAAACUGCGCAUUGGCGGUGAUGGGUUGCUUAGAGUAUGGGAAAACGAAAACAAAAAAUACAGCAGUGGGAUUUAUUGAUUUUUUUUUAAAGAAUAAAAUGGAAGAGUCAAUUGACAGUCUAGUGUACUAGCUUUUAGAAUAAAAAAAUAUUUCUUUAAAAAGAGCAAAUAUUAAAACAACCACUGAACCUGAAA
This is a messenger RNA of Asterias rubens (European starfish), 2301 nucleotides long. RefSeq names its product dynactin subunit 6-like. Gene Ontology annotation, molecular function: dynein complex binding. Gene Ontology annotation, cellular component: dynactin complex. The record is from RefSeq and is a predicted model, not a curated record. The transcript has 7 exons. Gene Ontology annotation, biological process: mitotic spindle organization. Lineage: Eukaryota; Metazoa; Echinodermata; Asteroidea; Forcipulatida; Asteriidae. Bases 69 to 629 code for a protein of 186 amino acids.